Molecule: messenger RNA, 8867 nt
Organism: Gadus chalcogrammus (walleye pollock)
Lineage: Eukaryota; Metazoa; Chordata; Actinopteri; Gadiformes; Gadidae
Product: protein FAM110B-like
Exons: 4
Coding region: 2378-3817 (479 amino acids)
Source: RefSeq, a predicted model, not a curated record
UGAUCAUGAGCCGAAGACGUUGAAAGAUGGUGUGAUUAUCUACGAGAGAGACGAAGAGGAACUGUCCUCACGAGGCUUUUGUUUGGAUAAAAAACAAGUGGUCAGCAAAAUAAAGAAUAUGAUGGCGUUUUUGCACUUGUAAAUAGUUAAUCGCGUGUGUAGCCUACAGACGUGAACUUGGUUCUUGCAUGCAGGUGUCUUCAGGUGAGCACACCUGUCCAGAGUGUGCUCAGGCCAUGGAAUUGAACUGUACUUGAGUACGGUUGGCGUGCACACUAGCCAAACGAUGUAGACUUUCGGGGCGUAGAGGUGUCAAACGGACUUGGGCACGGUACAGAUGGCCUAGUGUGAGUACGCCCUUAGCCCAACGAUGGCCAACAGGAAGAAUAAUGGGCCUCAGUAUAUUUUUCUUCCCAAUGGCUGUUGCCACCGUUAUCACUGAUCCCCCCCCCCACAGUAUAAUAACAGCAUAUAUUGGCAUAUUACCAUAAUGGGAGUAGCAUAAUAAUGGAAACUGAUGACGAAUUAAGUAAAUUAAUUUAGUUAAUUUGCAUUUUUCCUUUUUAUCAGUCCUAUAUUGCUUCAGACCUAUAAAUGACACAAACUGACUCAAACAUGAGUCUGCCGACUCAGUCGGGAAGAGGGUUGGGAGAAUUUAUCAGGGCUGAGGGACAGCUCUGAUUGUCGUGUGGUCUGUGAGUGAGUGGACACGCACACUCACAUACACUCUACUAUAAUCUGGCGCGGGGAGGGAUUUAGGAGGUAUAUCGGUGAUUACAGUUGAAACAGCCAAUGGGAAGAAACAACCGGCCCAUUCCAAUGAAUGACUCGGAUAUCUGGAUUUAAAUGUUUAUAUUCAAACAUACCACAGCCCACUCACCCUUUUUGCAAUCCUUCUUUAAUCACAUGAUGGACAGACCGUGCUGACUGCUGGCCAUCCCAUGAUGGCCAGCAGUCAGUUCGAUUGCAUUCCGUCUUGAUUGGUAAGGCCUUGGAAUAUCCUGAGACUUCAGUUAAAACUUGUAUUGCUUGAAUUAUCUGAUCCAUAUAUUCACCACUUGGAUAUUAGAAAUGUAUAUUGAUUUAAACCAAUUUUGAAUAUCUGCAACUUAUAAAUAUAUUAAAAGGUGCCAUUGGAAAAUAUAUAUUUUAAUUCAUGUUUUGACACGGUAGGCCUACAACUUCAAAUGCCAUAUUUUAAUUUCAGAGGUAAAUUCAAUAACCAAUAAAUCCUGAUCAACCUGGUUCAUUUAAAAGGUAUAAUAUUUAAAUUUCAAGGGGUUAACAUUCUCAUAUACAGAGUUCAUUAGCUUUUAAAAUUAAAAAAAAUUAGAGCAAUAAUUUGCUUCUAUACCAAAGCUGAUUGGUACGACGAGACGAUUUCGCCUGUAUUCAGCCCAUCUGUGCGGGGAAUGAAACACUGGCCCUUUCAGACAGAACUAGCCCUUUAAGACAGAACGGACCCCUGCAUUGACCGUCGUAGGGAAUCACUCACUGGUUUACAUUUGGGAUAUUUAGCAGACGCUUUUAUCCAAUGCGACUCACAAUAAGUACAUUUGUCAUAAGAAGUGAAACAAUAUCGCUGUCGCCUGUCGGUACAGUAAAGAUGUUCUCCGUCCCCUUAUUUGUGUUGCUCAAGUAGUGUUGCCAGAUUGAGCCUGAUUUUCCGAUCAAUCUGGCAACACUGGCUGAAGCGCGCUGCAGCCAGUGUUGCCAUAUUGGGACCGAUUUCUCGCCCAAUCUGGCAACAUUGUGCUAAAGUCUAUUCCUGUGCAUUGCAGAGCGGCUUUACCGUUAACUGGUCUGGAGUAAGAUGAUCAGGGCCGAGAAGAUACCGCAGCAUCCUCCUUUGUUUUCAGUUCCAGGGUACCAAGGUUGUUUGGCCAACUGAGGGGAUGGCGGUGACCUAACAUUCAUCGCUCUGACCACGCUUCUCAUCUUCUUUCAUGUUUCCCCCACUUGCAUGUAAUUAUUUAAGCUAUCGCUUUCCGGCUUUCUCAAGUUUUUACUACUCAUGCAUGCCCCCUCUUUCUGUUGUUCUUGGGGAGAGUAAAUUCAUAAAAGCUGUGGAUUUUUGGCAAGCGUUUUUGGUGUCAGAGUUGAGGUUUAUUACCCAGACACAGCCAACCUGAGGCCAGUAGUAGAGCCAGCGAUAGGGACCACCCCCGGGGAUCGCCGCCAUGCAGAGCCCAGCAGGGGUCUGUUACCUUUAGGCCCCCCUCCAUCUCUCGCCAUCUCUCCCCUUCACUGUUCUCCCCCACAACACCCCGCCCACCUUGUGUCUUGAUGUUGGGCGGGUCCCCUGGUACCCUCACCCUCUGUUGGCCCCCCCGCACCUGCUGCCACUACGGCCACCUCCCGCAGCCACGUUGUCGCCAUGCAGACGGAGGCGCUGGCUCCAGCCCUGGCAGAUAGCAAGGCCCCCGGGCCGCCCGCGCCCUUCAGCUCCGCGGUGCCCCUCCGGAUCCUCAACAAAGGCCCUGACUACUUCCGGAGACAGGUCGAGCCGAACCCAAAGCGCCUGAGUGCAGUGGAGAGACUGGAAGCUGACAAGGCUAAGUAUGUGAAGAGUCAUGAAGUCAUCAAUGCCAAGCAGGAGCCAAUCAAACCGCCCAUUCUGGCCAAGCCCCUCAUUUGCCCCGCACAGCUUGGCAAAAGAGGCUCUGUGGGAGGAGUUGGGAAUGGAGGCGGGAUGACAUUCAAAGCCUCUAAUAACAACGCCAAGGCGGACUCCUGUGCCACUUCUAGCGGGGAAAUCUGCAAGCGGGAGAACCUGAACCUGGAGAUGCUGAAGAACCUCCUGAACUCCUCCUCCUCCCCGGGGGCCGGAUCUGAGGGUCCAGGGGGAGGGGCCAAAAGUGCUGUGAUGCUGAGGUCAUCAGGAGGAGGGGCCAGGAGCUAUAAUCCAUCCAGGAUGCCAUUGACAUACCGGUCCACCAUGACCCUCAAUGAGCAUCCACUGGAAACAGUGCCCAGCCCCAGCACCUCUCACUCCCUCCGCUCCUUCUCCCACUCCCUUAAAGUCCCUCCAGGCCAUAGCAGUGGGCGUCGCAGCCCUCAGCAGGGAGGGAACCUCAACCUCAGCAGACAGGUUCUGGACGAGAGAGGCAUAGGAGGAGGACGGCACUCCGAGCGCUCCCACUCUCCGCUGCCUCCCCUGCUGACCUCCCACUCGUCCUCAGACCUCCUGCGGCUGUGCAACGGCAAGCCGCUCCGCACCGCCCGCUCCGGCAGCUCCUCCGCACCUCCCCUUCCCCCCAAGCCCCACCCCGCCUCGUUGCCGCCUCCUGCGUUGUCUCUUUCUCUGCCCUCCUACCGGCAGAGCCAGUCCCCCGCCCCCUGUGACGCGGCGACACCCCCUCUGUCCCUGACUUGCGAGCGAGGCGACCCCUCCAACGCGUCCAGCGACCCAAACCUGGAGCUGGGCUGCUCAGUGGCCCGCCGCCCGACGCUGCACCGCUCCAAGUCGGACCUGUCGGACCGCUACGCCCGGGCCGGCGCCGACGUGGAGCGCUUCUUCAACUACUGCGGGCUGGACCCCGAGGAGCUGGAGGCCGGCGGGCCGGAGAGCUUCACCAGGGCCAACUCCGACAUCGUCAGCCUCAACUUCCGCUCGGCCUCCAUGAUCUCGUCGGACUGCGAGCGGCGGUCAUCCCACGAGGGGCUGUCGGACGCAGAGGAGGGCGAGGCGGAGGAGGAGGAGGCGGGGGAGCGAGUGCCUUACGGGAUCUCGGCUGUGGAGCGCAACGCCAGGGUCAUCAAGUGGCUUUACAGCAUCAAACAGGCACGAGAGACGCAGAAGGUCUCUCAUGUCUGAGAAGGGGAACACGAAGCAGACUGUUUUCUUUGUGUCUGAAGAACAAGUCAUGGGAGGAGAGUCAGAGACCUGGGAGUGGCCGCCAGUUGAAUUGAGGCUAAUGGCAACAUUGAGAAAUGUGCAUCAAAGCAGUUGGUCCAUGUUCUUUGUGUGGAUGUGAAUAAAAGCAUCUGUGCAGACAGUACAUGUACAGACAGACAGCAUAUAUAGAGCUUGACAGACCACAGUACUACCAAACCAUGAAAUAAAAGGGGAAGCAUGAGAAGUAGAUAUAAACUAGCAGAAUGACAGCUUGGUUACAUACACAGAUCCACUAAAGAACGCACUCAUUUGUAUUACAAUGGACGUUUCUUGAUGGACACAAAAUCUGCCGUGCACAAAGGCAGUUGGGUUGUUUCUUUGAAUAAAUCUCUGAUUCCUGUUGCUUAACCAAUGCUGAUAGACUACGGGGCAGUCACUUGGUCACCAAACAGAGGGAUUAUUUAGCUGAGAACAUUCUUCCAACCAUCGAUUACCCUGAGAAGAAAAUAACACUCUUCACAUCUAUUCAAAGUUAUGUCGGACUUCAAUCUGUAUAACUUGCUGAAUUAUCUGAGUAGUGUUACCACACUUGAGCUACCCUGCUAAUGAACACUUGUUAGACUUGACGAUCACAACUCCAUCAGACAACUCCAAUUUGACAGGCAGGUGGCGGUGGUGUGCUAGUAGAAUUUUGCAGAAUAAUCACAUUGCUGUAUGUGUUAGGGUUGCCCAAAUUACAUAACCAACUCUGUACGAGGCAACAAGUUUGCCUUUCAUUAUCCAGUUCACUUUUAACGAAAAGGCCCACUUGAAACAAUGACAUAAAUCCAAAAUCAAUGUUCACAAUUUAGAGAUAUAGGCCAAAAGUACUGUAGCAACAAGGAAAGUAGAUUUUGAAAUUACGUUUUGGGUGAUUAUUUUGGUGUGUUGCAUUCAGAUUUCUCUAUUUAUCCAAGGGGAAAAUAUUGAUUUGGGAACAGUUAGUCCCAAUGCUAAUGAUAAUAGUUGAUCAUUGAUCACGAUAUGCGAAAGGUAAAGGUUAGCCCCUUUAUGCAUGUUUUCAAGGAUGGCAAUGAGGCUACUUGGGGUAUGACUCAAAUGUCCUUUUUGAAUUUUCAAGUCAACAUUACUUACAAUAUGGGCCAGAAUGAGUCUUCCCUCCCUAUGUUUCCCUUUAAAGAUUUUGGAAACUAGCAGCUUGACAGAGUGUUUACCUUUCAGAAGGCAGAGAUAGUAGAAAAGACUUCUGUAAUUUGGGGAAACAUGAAAAUGUUGGACUGGAAUCAUUUGGUGUGUUAUAAUGCACAAUGUAUUAACAAUUUAUAAUUUCACGCACUUUCAAGCUUAAUUCUGAACCAGUUUACUUUCAUUACGCUGCGUUAAACUAUAGCUCGCCUUGUUCCUCCUGACAUUAUUUCUUGUGUUGUAUUCUUAAGAGCCUGAUAAAAUUUGUUUUAUUAUUUUCAAAUGAUUAUGUGUCUGCCAUUGUGCAUACAUUUCACAUGACUGACAAAUAAUAUGUUUGAAAUACAAAAAAAGGCCUAGAAUUUAGGUCGUCGUAUGACAUUGGUUAAUUUAGAAACAUAAAAGUUAAUAAUUUGGAAUGAAAAAGGCCACAUUGUCCAAAAUGGUGGAUCCUAGAGACCAUAUUGUGUUCAUUUAUAUUAAUUAUGAGUAACAGGUGAGAGAUCAAAAGACUGGCUGAGAUGGGGGUAGAUUGGCAAGAGAAUUACCGUAUCAUUAACGUCAAAGGUCAACCUUGUGGCAAACAUUAAAGGCACAGCUAGAAAUAUGUUUAUUGCAGCUGGUAUAACACCUGCAGUGCAUUUCUCCCCAACCACAUAUGCCUCAUUAUUUGACCUACAGUGCUGAGCUGUUCCAGAGCCAUGCAUUCAAUGGCUCCCCAACGCACCACCAUUCUUAUGGAUCAGGGCUGUUAAUGUGUUUGUUAUGUAGGUUAAACAUGUUUUGCUUUUUAGGAAAUUAUUGAAUACAAACCUGUACAUACUCAUUACAUUUGGAAAAAGCUACCUCCACACUUUUAUCUCUAAGUUAGUCUCUGAGACACAUACACCACCACAGUACCAGCAGUAAACCCCAGCAUCUCUUGUCAUGAUGAAUGCCCUGAGCUUUUCUAAACCAGCUACAGUUUCAACAUUGCAUAAAGUACAAACCUUGACACUUUUUUGUGGAUGUCACUUUGGUGGCAACAUAUCAGAAGGGCCAAAAGCCAUAUGUAGUUGCGAUUUCUCCCCUGUCCUUAGUUCUAAUAAACUCACAGCUCUUGAAUCAACUACAAUAAAUAUGUGAUGGAAGUCGAGAACACACAUCCCUAGACACUGAAACCCCUACAGGGCUGUGGGAUCCUGCUGCAGUCUAUGGUGCCCAUGUUCUCCCUGUGGUCCUCGCUAUUGCCUCAAUUUGACUUAUCAUCUAUAUCACCUAUCGUCUCAAUAAUGUUUAAGCAUUGACCAGGUUUGUGUGAUCAUAGAGUACACAGGUAACAAUGACUUUAGCCCCAGUCUAGCCCUGCAAUACAAGUAACAGCUAAGUUAUCACCCAAUUCACCAAGCAUUCUGUAUGACAAAACUAGGCUGGAAUUUAGCAGUGUCCAACCAGAAACCUCCCUGCUGGGUUGGAUAUCAAUGUUUGAACGUUUUAACUUUCAUAUUUUAGGGGAAGAUGGUAAUAUGUGUGCAUUUUAAACAAGAAGGCAACAAAUGUCAACAAGGUUUGGUAACAUUCAGAAGUAUUGUGCGGGUUAAACCUUGCAGCAGAUCAGGGUUAGAUCUCCUCCAGGGUUAGCCUAGCGAGCUUAGGCAUCCGUUACCCUUGUCAAUAUAAUGAACUAAUCUAUCUGAUCAGGAUAUCCAAAUCAGAUUCUGCCCAAGCUGUGAUCUAAUUGGAGUUUAUAGUAUUGUGAUAGAAAUUCAGGCCUAAUGUGGAAAUAUAACAACAAUAGCUACAUGAUUUAAACUAUGAGCCAUGCACACAAGUUUUGUGUCAAUUUCAGGUGCUGAUGGCAGGUCUGUCACCAAGUGUAUCUAGGCCCUAAGCGGAGUGUGAAGUUCAAGACUAUCAUGUAGAAACCAGUCCACCAGGGCCAAUGUAUUUCCCCCACGCAUUAAAUUGUGACGAUGACAGCAGUGUUGAGCUAAAAGAGCUACAUGAGACCACAAGACAAGGGGAAAGGUCAUGACACGGUUUGAAAUAUUCAGAGUGCACAUCUCAAUGACGAUUGAUAACUGAUUAGGACCAAGAGUUGAGUAUUGUGAUCAGCACAGCAGUCUGAAUGAAUGUGGAUUGUUGUUAUGGAUUCUCCAGGUAUGCAGGAAUUGAUGGUACCGCUUGUCUAGAACAACGUCCAACUGAGGUGAGCUCUGAUUCCCUCUAGUGUGCUUUGCAGCGUGUUGGUCAGCACUAACACACUAUAUAAUUCCCUUAAGCAAACACACUUUGAAAAGGGACUCCUGUCUGUCUUUAAUGCUUAUCUUGGACCAAGGCUCUGGCCCAGUCCCUCUAGGGCACCAAUGUCUCACUCUGUUGUGAUUCUAAUGACAAUUGUCAAUCCAUCACCUUGCGUUUGGUUCAAUCUUGUCAUCGAUGUGUUUUUUUUUUACAGAUGCAUUUCUUCUGUGGUACUUGCUUUGUUUUUUAACGUGUAAAUGCUGUAAGAAAAAAAAAGUAUGAUUUCUGACUUUUGUUAUUGCUUUGUUGUCUUGAGGUUUGUGUAAUGAAAGAGUAUCAACAAGUGAAUACAUGGGGUCCUCGUCUUUGUUACGUAGCUGUCAAAUCAGACACAGUCCUUCUGAAGAUAUUCCUGAUUGUUUCUCACCUUGGAAUCACUUUACAUUUGCUUUAAUCAAAUAAAAGUGUGUCUAUGUUUAGUUCCUUAAACAUUAUCAUUACUACAUUCUGAGUGUGGUAGAUAUAAGGGAUGUUAUGUAAUCGAGCAGUAAUGACUUGUGCCCGUCUCUGUGGCCAUAGGGGAUGAGCAUCCAAUGGGCUUGGGUCGGGUUCUCUGAUGACGUCAUCUGUCAUUUCUCUGAUCACGUCAUCUGUCAUUUCUCUGAUGAUGUCAUUUCUCUGAUGACGUCAUCUGUCAUUUCUCUGACGAUGUCAUUUCUCUGAUCACGUCAUCUGUCAUUUCUCUGAUGAUAUCAUUUCUCUGAUCACGUCAUCUGUCAUUUCUCUGAUCACGUCUUCUGUCAUUUCUCUGCGCAUGGGAUUGUCAUUUGAGGAAAACCGAAAAGCAGUGCAACAAAACCAAAGUGAAUCAAUUACGCAGAAGUAUUAAAGGACCAAAAAAGGGGCGGAAGAAGAAUAUGAAUAAUAAAGAUUUCAAUAUAUCUAGAGUGUGACCUAGAGCGGUAGUGAAGCCCCAAUAGUUCACAACAUUGUUAAAUAUCUUGUAUAUUCUUCCAUGUAAUCAUUCAUCAUCCACAAUCCUCAACAAUUUUGUCACUGCUACUAAAAUAAGACAUAGUGAGGAAAAACAGGAGUCAAAUCGUGUGUUAUUGUCAGUCUCUGCCAUAGACAACAUCACAUGUCAUUAUAACGUGAUGGUUCAUAGACAACAUCUCAGAUCAUUAUAACUACACAACGCAGUACUAAAAGAUGAUCACGAUUGGGUCGUAACCAUGCAACCAUCACUCCUUCCUAGAGCUUCCAAGCAUUUUUUUUAUUCUAAUAGUAUUGUACCUAACUGAACUCUAAGCUCUUGUUGAAUUUGAAUUUGAAUUUAAUUUUGUUUAAUUUUUGGAAAAUACACUAUCAUCAAAAUAUUUGGAUAAACUAUUAAUAUUUGCAAAUGAAUCCAAAUGUUAGAUCUUUCGACCGGCAGAUGCAACUGUUUGAAUUACGAAUCUCAAGUUUUACAUCAAUAAAAGAAUAACAGAUAAUUAUUCUUCAGACAACACUGAAUUUAUAGCCAUAUAGUCGAAGUAAACUAUGUACAAAAGGUAGGAAAGUAUAAAGUGUGUCAUCGUCAUGGUAGGUAUAAAUUGUGUUUUUUAAUUUAAAAAAAUUA